GUCAGCAUGGCAACUUCCUUCCAAAAUCCAGAGAGGCAAUCACUCUUCUUUCCAAUGUUGUCAUCCCAACCCUUCCAUUUUCCCUUCUCUUUCCCUUCUUUGCUGUUGUUCAACACUUGAACAACAAUGGAGACCAAGAUCAGAAGGCAAGCAGGAGCUCAAUCAAGCCCGGAGAGACCCAGACCUUGGCCGGAACCACCGCCGUCGAGGAAGCUACAGUCAAAGCACCAGCAGCAGCAACAACCAGUCAGAAGGAUUCCCGUUGUGUAUUAUCUUUCUAAAAACCACCAUCUUGAGCAUCCUCACUUCAUUGAAGUCCCUGUCUCCUCCCCUGAUGGGCUCUACCUCCGAGAUGUGAUCAAUCGACUAGUUGUUCUGAGAGGGAGACGAAUGCCGGGAAUGUAUUCAUGGUCUUGCAAGAGGGGAUAUAAGAAUGGAUUUGUGUGGCAUGAUCUCUCUGAGGAUGAUUUGAUCCUCCCUGUUCAUGGGAAUGAGUAUGUCCUUAAAGGCUCUGAGCUCUUAGAUCGAACUCCUUCGGAUCGAGGUCGUGACACUGGAAGCAAUUUGAAAGUUGAGAAAUGUAAGCAAUCUCAGCAAGAAGUUCAUGGCUUUCCGAGAACAAGAGAACGCUAUUCAUCCUCUUCUCCACCUCCAAUUUCCAUUAAGGAUGUAAGAUCACCAUCAAGGCAAGCAUUAAUUCCAUGUUUGGUUGGUUCAUCAGGGAAUGCGUCUCCAAAGCAAGAGGGAAGUCCACAUCCCUCUUGGGAAACCGGCUCCCCAAGCUUGGCAGAUUACAGGGUUGUCAAGCUAAGUGGAGCUAUAGAUGCUUCAACCCAAACUGAUGACAAUGGAGGAACAAAGCCACGGGAACGUGGACGUCGCCGUGCCACUCGAGCUACUGAUGAAAUCUUGGAACUGGAAUCGGAAGAGAGACACUUUGAAGAAAACCAAAGAUCGAAGGAAUUGUCUGGAGCUGCCAAGAAUGUCUUAUCCCCGCCACCAUUGUCAGCUAGUCCAUUGUCCUCCUAUGGGAAAAUCGACACAUUGGAGUCUCUUAUCAGAGAGGAUGCAAGGAAGAUGAACAGAUUUAGGAUACUUGAGGAGGAAGAAGUCUUUGUCCCCACGAGGGUGAAGAUGAAAGCUACUAAUCUGCUAAUGCAGCUUAUCACUUGUGGGGCUAUAUCUGUGAAAGAUCAUCGCAGUCUGGGUCUCAUUCCGACCUAUAAACCAAGCUACUCUCACAUGAAUGUCUCUCCAUCGAUGUUUGCUAACUCGGUGUUGCUUGGGGAGCAUGACAGUCCAUUGGAGGCUCCAAGUUUCAUGGGAGCAAGAAUGGAGGAGAAGGAAUGCUUCAGUGGGGCGUUGUUAGAGACAAUGAACUAUAAAGAGGGAUUUCGGAAAGGACCGCCUAAUCUACAACAAUCCUCCUACGAUGAAAAUAGGGAUUGUGUGUCGCCAAACCUAGAAGAUGAAGAUAAAGAGGUUGGUUCACAUCGGUCGAAGUGUCUCCCUCGACCGUUCAGAGUUACAGCUGUUAAGCCAUCAUCUAGAAAUGAGGCCCUGUUAUCACCUGCGUCAGAUGUGCCAAAGAACACUUUUGCUGCAUCGAUCUGUAAUCAGUCAAGAUACCUUGGUUCAUCGCAUGGUGGAAGCAAUAGGAUUAGUGAUUCUUCCUCGGCGAGAGGGUCGUCCAUUAGAUUAGAAUCUCUUCGAGAAGAAAAAGGCAAGGUGAUCAAGAUCGAGGAAAGGCUUACCUCAGGAGCGCGAGUUAUAAUCCAAUCUAGAGCCCCACUAAGCGAUAGUGAUGAUAGUGCUGGUUCUUGUUGAGAAGGUGUAACUUCAGGAAUUGGAUUCAAGUCUAACAAACAUUCAGAUUCUUCGCUGCCGAGUGUUGUCUUCAACAAAAGUGAUUAGGUGGUUGCAGAGGCAUUACAUCACAUGGUGUAGGACUAUUGCAUUGAUUCUAUGGAGUAGUUAGUGUUUGGCCUGAGCUUAAUUGAGCUUUCAUGAAGUUUGUGAUCUUGUUUUUGUUGUUAUAUAUUGAUCAUAUAACUGCACAUGACCACAUGAUUGCAUAGUUUUGUUGUUGUGAA
Dioscorea cayenensis subsp. rotundata (Guinea yam) is the source of this 2093-nucleotide messenger RNA. Its product is annotated as protein UPSTREAM OF FLC-like. NCBI's taxonomy places the organism in Eukaryota, Viridiplantae, Streptophyta, Magnoliopsida, Dioscoreales, Dioscoreaceae. The transcript is spliced from 8 exons. The record is from RefSeq and is a predicted model, not a curated record. The coding region runs from base 127 to 1827 and encodes 566 amino acids.